CAUUAUCUUAAAUUUUAUAAAAAUUUAAAUUGCACAAGGUACUAAAAUGAACAGAGUCUAGAAAUAAAUUUUUAAAUAAAUUAGAAAUUUAGUAUAGGCGGUUACGCGAAAAUAUUUGUCAUGGGAUUUUACCUUAAGGUGCGUUGCGAUAGCAACAAUACCUCAAGAUUAUUUUCAAGAGAACCACUGGCGUUCAUUUUUGAUUGGUUGGAUUAUUCUGUUUCAUACAAGAUCCUUUCUUUCUAAUUGAACUUUUCUAUGUUUUCUAUAAUUUUCUUUUCUUUUGUUUAAAAAAUUUGGAACAUAAAGUUAUCUUAUUUACAAUUCAGAAGACAGAAAAGUUUAAAUAUGAGAAAUAGAUAAAAGCAUUUUUCUAGAUUUUCGAACAAUCACUUCUUCCUCCAUCUAUGAAUGUUCAAUGAAAUACGCAUGAAAGAUUGUAUGGUACGAUUAGGUUUAAAAGGUUUCAUACACAUUAUAUUUGUGAAAAAUAAUAAAGAAAUGUGGAGAAACUGCGCAAAUGUUUCAUAAGUAGUAUAAGUAAGUGGCAUGUGAAAAAAAAGUGCAUGGAGUAGAGAAAGAGGUACGGGACAGCCCGACUUGUUCUAAGGUGGUCCAAGUCAGUCCACCACCAAACAAAACAUGGACGCCGUAGAAAUAAAUACGUCGGAUCCGCCACAGAGCGAGGACGCGACCGCAUCCGGGAUAUGCCGCGUAUGUUUACUGGACAAUCUAAUAAUGCGCGACCUCUUCUUCGAGAGCGAUGUCGCGUCUCUGUCGACGAAGGCGAUGAGCUUCGCCAACGUUAAGAUGUUACCAGGUGAUGGUCUACCAACACAGGUAUGCUGUGUAUGUGCUGAUAAGCUAGAGUCAGCAUAUGAAUUCAAGUUACAAGUGGAACAGGCUGACAUUGUUUUGAAAGAGAGACUUGUUGGAGGAAUAAUUAAAGAGGAAUUGUUUCUCAAUGAAGUGGAGAUAGAUUUGGAUGAUGAACGGAAUGACAUUGAGGAAGAAACAGUUGACAGUGAUAAUUAUGAAUCUACUGCUGAUGUUUUGACAGAAGAGUCAAAUACCGACAAGAAUUUUUUGAAAGACAAGUUAAUUUCAUCAGAUGAAAAAUUGACAAAGACAAAAAGAAUGCAACAAAAUCCAGAACAAAGUAAUUCACAAGAAAUUAGUCAAAGCAUUGCGGAAGAAUUGCAGCAAGAAUUAUCUAAGACAGAGGACAGUGGCAUGUCAAGUACGAUUAACGAAUCUAGGGAUCAAGAACUUUUCAUGGAGAAAAAUACUCCAAGUUGUCCAGACAUGAUUCCAACAGAGGAACACAAUUAUAUUAUGCAGCAACAAUGUAUAUUGUCCGCUGAACAAUUACCUUUGCAGGAAAAAACGCAAGAGAACGUGCCACAAAUUGAAAGUGAAGAAAAUCAAACUGAGGAAAACCAGGACAUUCAAGUUGAGCUAGAUCAAAAGUAUGAAAUUGAGCAAACUCAAGACGAUGGAAUUGAGGAAAGUGAAGAAAUUCAGGCUGAACAAGUGGAACAGCUGGAAAAUCGAGUUGAGGAAAUUGAAGAGAACAAAGUUGAGCUAGUUCAAGAGAAUGAAGUUGAGCAAAAUCAAAAUGAUGAGAAAUCUCCCUUGGAAGAAACGGCCAACGCUGACGUAAACGAGCCAGCGAUGGAACAAGAUUCAUCUCAGAACGAAACUAGAAGGAGUAAACGCAGAUCAACUCGCCGGACAUUCGCCGAACGGGAUUCCGACGAGGCGAGCUAUUUUGAAAACCUGAAUCUCAGUUCCCGUAUGAAGAAAGUACAGGCGGACAAGACUGAGAAGAUCUUCUUUAUGUGUUACUUGUGCGACAAACAGUUCCUGUCGAAGAGCAUUCUGAAGGAGCAUAUGCACUCUCACGAGGAAGUGAGAAAAACACUGUCCCUGCAGAAAACACCAGAGAAGCCGCAAAAGGUACAGAUCAGCGUCUCCGUCGCGAAGACGCCGUCAUCUGGAAAGAAAGUCAACAAGUGCCCUUAUUGCGGUAAGGAGUAUCUGUACAUAAACUCGUUUAGUAAACACAUUAAGCAACACGAAUUGGAGCAAGAGGAGACGAAAGAGGAGCCGAUGCCUCUCGAAGUAUCAUUCCAAGAGGAUGAGUGCAGUCUGGAUUUCGAUAACGACAAUAACUCGGAUGCGGAAUGCAGGAGGCGAAUAAAGAGGGGAAGUGCGCCCGAUGAAAACGAGGACAACGCGAGCGACGACGAACAGGAUAAGAGAAGGAAGCGGAGUCGCAUCGAGGAGUUUGUGUGCGACAAAUGUCCCGAGAAAUUCUAUUUGAAGCAAGAAUUUCAAAAGCACUCGCUCACGCAUAUUAAUCUUCAGUGCAGCGUGUGUAAAGAGGAGUACAACACUCUGGAACAACUGAAGAAUCACCGAACGAAGCACGUAGUCGAAGGAGUGCUCACCGAGCAGGAUUUAGAGGAGGAUAUGAAGCAGAUGGUGAAGAACGUCGAUAAUAACGAGGAGAACAAAGGCGACAAUGAGGAAGAGAACAACGGAGAAUCCAACGAGAACACCAGCGAAUUGAAGUGUCCGAAGUGUUCGAUGACGUUUGCGCGCAAAAAGUUUCUGUCCAGGCACCUGGAGACGGCACAUUCCGGCAGCUACGACUGCAAGAUAUGCCGUCAGCAGUUUCAGCGGAAGGAUCUCUUACGCAAACAUAUCGAGCAGCAACACGCGCGGAUGAAGACCUACAAGUGUACCCAGUGCAACAAGAUCUUCGGCAACGAAUUCACUCUGAGGAAUCACCUGGUCGCCACAAAUCACAAAACGUUUGUACACGGGAAGGAGUACGAUCCGAACAAGCGCAUAAAGCGCGUGGCCGCGAGAGCGGCGCAGAAGAUCAUCUCGGAUAAGAUCAAGACUGAGCUGCUCGGUCUGGAGAAUUACGACGACGAUGAUACCGAUUACGACGCGAAAAUAGACGGAUCGGGUUACCGUCGCAAGCGCGACGUUACACCAAAGUAUAAUUAUAAGAAAGAUUUGGAAUGCGCGACAUGCAACAAGAGGUACAGCUCGAAGCAGGCGUUGACGAAGCACAUGGAGCUGCACGUGAAAAACGAGAAAGCGGAGAAAGCAGCGGAGGCGGACAAGUCGAAAAAGGCCACUCCGGAAAAGAAAGAUGCGCAGAAGACGAGCGGCGUGGGUGACAACGACGACGACGACGACUCGGACUUCGAGAGCGGCCUCGACUGGCCGAUGGAUAGCCACGAAUGCACCACGUGUAAAAAGCGUUACAGCACAAAGAAGUCGCUGCUGCGGCACCAGCUGCUGCACGAGGAGCCCAACUUCCAGUGCGACAUCUGCAACGUUAAGUUCUACCGCAAGGACAAGCUGAAGGCGCACUACGACAAGUGCUCGGAGAAGAAUCCCGAUCAGGUGCGAAAGUGCAACAUCUGCGGCGACAGUUUCGAGAAUAACGAGAUUCUGCGGGAGCACAGGGCCAAGCACGUUACCGAGGGCAUCCUCACCGAGGAGGAUUUGAAGGACAUCGAGCCGAAGCCGGAAGAGAAAAACGCGGACAAGAAGAUCGGCCGUAAGAGGAGGACCGACAUCAUCGGCCUCGAGUGUACCGAGUGCAACAAGCAGUACACUUCCAGGAAGGGUCUUCUGCGGCAUAUUCAGGUGCACGAGGGCAAGAAGUAUUUGUGCGACAUGUGCCCGAAGAAGUUCUACCGGCGAGAGCAUUUGAAGAUCCAUGUAGCCAAGCACAACAUGCCAAAGGCGUACAAGUGCACCCGCUGCACCAAACGCUUUGUGAAGGAGGAACAGCUGAACAAUCAUCUAUCGAAGCACGACCGCACGUUCAAGAAGAACAAGGAGACUGACAGUUCGAAGAGAUUCCUCUGCGAGAUCUGCAGCAAGAGCUUUACGCAAUCGACGACGCUGAUAGCGCACUUACGCGCCCACAACGGCAUCAAGCCGUACGUAUGCGAAGUGUGCUCCAGACCGUUCACCACGAAUGCUUAUUUGAAGAUGCACAUGCGUACGCAUACUCAAGAACGACCGUACAUCUGCCAUUACUGCUCGCGAGCGUUUGCCCGGGCCGACACUCUAGCGAACCACGUAACAUCGCAUACUGGUGAAGCCAAGUACCACUGCAAGUGUUGCCCGAAGAACUUCCGGCGACUCAAAUCGCUGAAGGAGCACAUGUUCAUCCACACGGGCCAGCGACCCUACGAAUGCCCGACCUGUGACCGGAAGUUCAACAACAACGGCAGCCGCUACGCGCACAGCAAACGCUGCAAGCAGAAUCUCCUACAGAAUCAGAAUCGCGCGCAACAGACGCAGCAGCAACAACAACAGCAGCAGCAGCAGCAGCAGCAGCAGCAACAGCAACAGCAGCAGCAGCAGCAGCAACAGCAACAGCAACAGCAACUUCAACAGCAGACGGUGCUAACGGUCCAGCAACCUCAAGAGUUGCAGCAUCCAAUGCAGAUACAGGUACAGCCGCAAACAGUCACGUUGCCGCCAAACAUCAAGACAAUUGCUAUCGCGAGACCGAUCGAGUCAAUGGUGGCAACGCAACAAGUGAUAGUCCCGCAGCCGCAGGAGAUAUUGAUGCCGCUGAUUUUACCGCUCACUGUCACCCUCACCGACGUCGGCGAGGAGGUGAUACUACCCGAGGGUACGAAGAUAUACACAACUUCCUAAUCGAGCCGAUCUUCUGUUCGAUUAAAGACAUAUUUCUUGCGAUGAUGAUGCAUCUCACACGACAUUGAGAUUACAUCUGCUUGAAGAUGACGAACCGAGCUUUGUUUUCUUAUAGUUUCCCGUGGCACUAGGGUUGUCAGUCCUGCAUUUCAGACACGGGAAAGUCAAAGGCUCGACGUCGAUUGAUAUUGAUAUUACCGUGAAAUCUUUUGCACUGGAUAAGAAGGGUAAUGAUGCUCCGUGUGGGUGUACUGUUAAAUAAUUCGAUGACUGUAUCGAUUUCAGAGAGAGAGCAUCAUUUCAAUUACGUAUAAAAUGUUAUAUCGAAGUUUAUUUUUGCAACGGUGAAGGCGUAUAAGGCGUAUAUGUAUAAUUUAUCUAGAAGUUCCAGAUAUAGAUGUACCUUUUCACGAUAACGCGCAUUAACAGAAAUGAAUAGAGUAAUCGUCUUCAAUGAAAAUUCACGUCUCAGAAGAGAAUAGGAAUUAACAGACGUCUUUGUCAUAAAUGUACAUGUAAUAUAGAUAAUUUCUUUUACGAAACAUAAUAUAAAUAAAAGUAGCUUAAGCACUUAAAGCUUAUUGUUUUAAACAAUG
Linepithema humile (Argentine ant) is the source of this 5297-nucleotide messenger RNA. Its product is annotated as zinc finger protein 62 homolog. Gene Ontology annotation, molecular function: chromatin insulator sequence binding; zinc ion binding. The record is from RefSeq and is a predicted model, not a curated record. Gene Ontology annotation, cellular component: chromosome; nucleus. NCBI's taxonomy places the organism in Eukaryota, Metazoa, Arthropoda, Insecta, Hymenoptera, Formicidae. Gene Ontology annotation, biological process: regulation of transcription by RNA polymerase II.